Messenger RNA from Paramuricea clavata, 2991 nucleotides. NCBI's taxonomy places the organism in Eukaryota, Metazoa, Cnidaria, Anthozoa, Malacalcyonacea, Plexauridae. The record is from the annotation of a GenBank genome assembly.
UGGCGAAUUGUUACUAGAAAUGAAGUGAAAUAUUUUAUUGUUUCAUCAAGGCUGCAGCGUAUUUCAAGAUGAAACUUAUUCUGGUUCCUGUUGAUGAAAAAACAAGGAAAUGUAAUCUUCGAGCUAUGAGACGAGCUAUUACGAAAAAUACGGUUUUGGUGAGUUAUAUACGCGUAAAAAUCUCACAACUUGUCAACAAGAUGUGUUCGCACUGCUUGUUCCUAGUUGUUGACAAGCCUAGAACAAGUUGUUAUCCCCUUGUAACAAGGUUGAUGAGGCCAACAGACUCGCAACAAAUUGUUCCAACAAGUCUGAUAUCGUCUGCAUGUAACAAGUUGUUACCAAGUUGAUGACAACACGCUCGUGGCAACUUGUUACGCAACGUGUUAGUCUUGUUGGAAAAAAAGUCUGUUACCGUCAUCAACCUUGUGACAAGGUGAUAACAACUUGUUCUAGACUUGUCACAACAGCUGGGAACAAGCAGUGCGAAGACAUUCUGAUAUCAGCUUGUCAACAACCUUGUUGCAACUUGUCUGCAUAUCUGUAACAACUUGCGUGGUUUACGUGAGUAGUACACGCACAAGUUGUUACAGAUCUGAAAAUAAGUUGUUACAAAUCUGUUCACAAGCUGUCGACAAGUUGUCAUUGCACUACUUGUUCCAAGUUGUUGUAACAAGUUUGGAACAAACUGUUAACAACUUGUAACAAGCUUGAUGGCAUUAUCAGACUUGUUACAAGGUUGUUCUAACAAGUUUCGUACAGUCAUGAUUUUACAAGAUUGUCACAAGGUUGACGGCACAAGGUUGUAACAAUAUUGUUAUAUCAUGACUGUGUCGGACUUGUUGGAACAACCUUGCAACAAGUCUGAUAAUAUCAACAAGGUUGUUAUACAAGUUGUUAACAGCUUGUUCCAAACUUGUUUACAACUUGGGACAAUCAGUGCGAACACAAUGAGUUGCUGGCGGCUUGUUGGUAGACUUGCUGCAAGAUGUGAGAUUUUUGCGCCUGUAAGCCUUCGUAUUGUAUAAUUUUGGUAUAGUUUUGUCAUGAGAAAUUCAUUAUUUUGUAGUUGGUUGGUUCAUGCCCAUCGUAUCCUCAUGGUAUCAUCGAUCCCAUUGAAGAAAUUGCUAAGGUAUUUAUCUUUGAAACAAUUAUUUAUUUCAUGCAUUAGUAGUAUAGGUAUUAGGAUGGUUUCGAGUGCAAUUUGGAUAAAACAUGCACGAGUGAAUUUUUCAAAGGGCACCAAAAUAGCACGAGUCCGAAGGACGAGUAUUAUGACUCCGAAAUGCAAAUGAGUCCGAUCGGAUUGGUGUCGGAUCGGAUUUGCACAUCUCUAGUAUGCAGAUCCCGUAGUUUAUUUCAAUCCCCAUUCAUUAUGUCGAUUUUUAUACAGUGUAGGAAAUAGAAAUUUUCGUUUUUUCUUUCAGCUUGGUAAAAAAUACAAUAUUGGCGUUCAUGUUGAUUGCUGUUUGGGUGGAUUUCUUGUCCCGUUUAUGAAAGAUGCUGGGUAAUAACUAUUAAAAUGUAGCUAACAAGGUGUUUCCCCGCCAGAAAUGCAGCUACAGUAUUGCCUUGCAUGAUUCUUGUAAUGAAUUUAUAACAAACCAUCGAAAGUUGUAAGCAUUUUUAUUCUUUUUGGUACUGGAUAGCUCCAUCAAUUCUAAUCUGUUCUUCCUAUAGAGAUCCAGUAAGAAUCAGCUCUCAUUGAUCCAGUGUUGCUACAGGAAGAAACCUAAACUGAACUAACUUUAUUUUAUACUGUAUAGCUUUAUCAGUUUUUUUUAGUAAUUUUAAUCAUUUUUAGUUUUCCAUUGGCGCCAUUUGACUUCUCAGUGGAAGGCGUAACCAGUAUUUCUGCUGACACCCACAAAGUAUUUGGCAAAUUUAACAUUUCUGAGUAUUUAAUGAAGUAUAUGACUGUAAGAUUGGCACUGUUAUUAAACACUGUUUGAUUAUUUUUUAAAUAUUACAGUACGGCUACGCUCCUAAGAGAUCUUCGGUCAUUCUAUAUCGUUCGCACGAAUUACGUCAUCACCAGUUCUUUGUUUCCACGGAUUGGACGGGAGGGAUCUACGCAUGUCCGACAAUCCCAGGCAGUCGUUCUGGUGGGAUUAUUGCUGGCUGUUGGACUGCUAUGAUGUAUAUGGGUGAAGAAGGUUAGUACAAUAGAUAUAAUCUCAAACAGACCGUUCCAGUGUAGUUAGUUGCAAAUAAUACGAAAGCUUUAGGAUGUCUCUUGCGGCUAUCGUUGCUUCCAAAAAUGGGACAGAAGGCUUUAAUUUUCACAUCUGAAACACUGCGAUUGGCACUGAUUGCUACUAUUAAAAUGUCUGGCAACAGGUUGGUUAGCACCGUUGCCAAUGACUGCAGGCCGAUCGAUGCUCACCAAACCUUGUAAUCAAAGAUCUUCCAGUUUCCCCAAUAUGAGAUGCUGUAGAUGAGAUGGGAGGAGGUAUAGCAAAAUCUAUAAACGAACAGGUUUUAAAUUGGGGCACCCGACAAGGAAACGUGCUAUUCUGUGACGACGAACUAAGGUUUUGUGGAUAUUGUUUCAGGGUUGUUUUUUAGGAUAUGGAAAUACCAAAUUUGGAGAUGUCGGAGGAAUUUCCAUAUCUUAAAAAUACGAUACUGUUCUCCUUGUAUUUUUAAUGUAGCUGUAUCCCUAUCAAUUCGAAGCUUUCUAGUACAAUAGAUCCCUUCAUUUUGAUCCAGUCCUCAUCUUCGCCUGGGGUAUGAUCAAAUUGCGCUGACUUGAAAUCUAGCCCAGUCCUCAUAGUCGGAUUUGAAAUAUUACUUCAUCUUUCACGCAACUCUUGUUUUCGUUUGACCUGGACCACGAGAGUUGAGAAAACUCUCAUGCAAACUUUCGCUUCUAAACUCUCAUCAAUUCUCUAUUGUAUGAAAGAUAUAUUUUAUUGUUUAAUGAUUUCAGGCUAUGUUGAUUGUACUAGAACGAUUAUUGAAACUCGUCAGUACAUCGAGGAAGGGUGA